ACAGCUAACAUUAACGACAAAUGCAUAAGCAUUUUCCUUGUUUACGUAUAUAUACAACUUUUAUCAACAAGCUUAAAGGUUAAGUUGGUGUAUAUAUGAAAACAACAUGCAUGCCUCGGGAUAUAUUAUAGUAGCAGCAUAGAUAUCAUCAGUCUAUAUAUCUUCCCAAAUUCCAUACACGAAAGCCCACAAACCUCAUAGAUAGUCAUAGUCAUAGCCAGCACAAAAGUUCCUUCAUAUUCAUUCAUGGCUUACAACCACCAAAACAACAAUCAUGAUGAAGUGGUGGUUGUCAUGGUUCCUUUACCAGCACAAGGCCACCUCAACCAGCUCCUCCACCUCUCCCGCCUCAUCUCCACCUACAACAUGCCCGUCCACUUUGUCGGAACCCCCAAUCACAACCGUCAAGCCAAGCUCCGAGUCCACGGCUGGGAUCAAACCUCAUCAGACGCCAAAAACACGAUCCAUUUCCAUGACUUCAUCGUCCCUCCUUUCGUUUGCCCUGCUCCCAACCCCGACGCACCAAGCAAGUUCCCUUCUCAUCUCCUACCCACGUUUGAAGCCACCACACAUCUCCGUCACCCCGUCGCCGCACUUCUGCGCAAACUAGCCUCCCAAACAAGGCGUGUGGUUGUCAUCCACGACUCCCUCAUGGCUUCUGUCAUCCAAGACGUUGGUUCUAUAGCCAACAGCGAGUCUUACACAUUCCACUCGGUCUCCGCCUUCGCCGUCUUCUUAUACUUGUGGGAAGGAAUCGGAUGUCCGCCUGAACUCCAAGGGGUACAAGUCAAGAGUAAGAUCCCCGAUAACGUCCCAAGCCUCGAGGACUGCUUCCCUGACGAGUUCAUGAAUUUUAUUGUUGCACAAUAUGAAUACACAGGGUACAACUCCGGGAACAUUUACAAUGCCAGCAGAACCAUAGAAGGUGAGUACGUUGAUCUACUGAACAAGCUCGGUGAUGACAAGAAGCAUUGGGCAGUAGGGCCGUUCAACCCAGUUUCAGUACCGGAGAAAAAUGGUAAGAGGCACGCUUGCUUGGAAUGGCUUGAUGAACAAGAACCGAACUCGGUGAUCUACGUUUCGUUCGGGACAACAACAUGCAUGAAAGACGAGCAGAUCAGGGAGCUGGCUAUUGGGUUGGAACAAUGCAACCACAAGUUCAUUUGGGUAUUGAGGGAUGCUGAUAAAGGUGACCUUUUCAUGGACGGGGACCAAGUUAGAAAGGCUGAGCUUCCAAAAGGGUACGAAGAGAGAGUGAAAGAGAGGGGAGUAGUGGUCAGAGAUUGGGCUCCCCAACUGGACAUUCUGUCGCACAAAUCCACUGCAUGGUUUCUGAGUCACUGUGGAUGGAACUCAUGCAUGGAGAGCCUCACUUUGGGAGUUCCCAUAGCAUGUUGGCCAAUGCACUCUGACCAACCUAGGAACACAGUUUUGGUGACCAAGGUUCUCAAAGUUGGUGUGGUUAUGAGGGAUUGGGAGAGAAGGAACGAGCUUGUCACGUCGUCAAUAGUGACAGAUGGUGUGCAUAAACUGAUGGCGUCCUCUGGAGAAGUGGAUGUGAUAAGGAAGAAGGCGAGAGAGUUGGGUGCUGCCGUGAGAGGAUCUAUGGUGGAAGGCGGAGGCUCUCACAUGGAGUUGUCUUCUUUUGUUGCUCAUAUCACCAGAUAAUUAUGAUGAAAAUGGAAAUGUACCUAGCUAGUUGCGAAAAAGACUAGACUUCAUGUCCCCGUCUAAUUUAACCACUUGAGAAAGCAAAGCACAACAACUAUAUAUGAAGUAGAAGCUUUGAUUUUACAUUAUCCUGAUGAGCUCAUGCAAAGUCUAGCUAGUUGGUACGAGAUAGUUGCUUCUACCAACUAGACUAAUGGAUGAAAUUCACUUGGUGUAAUUAAGCUUGUCUUAAUUU
Fragaria vesca subsp. vesca is the source of this 1906-nucleotide messenger RNA. Its product is annotated as zeatin O-glucosyltransferase-like. Bases 247 to 1668 code for a protein of 473 amino acids. The record is from RefSeq and is a predicted model, not a curated record. Gene Ontology annotation, molecular function: UDP-glycosyltransferase activity. NCBI's taxonomy places the organism in Eukaryota, Viridiplantae, Streptophyta, Magnoliopsida, Rosales, Rosaceae. The transcript has a single exon.